This is a messenger RNA of Mytilus trossulus (common blue mussel), 475 nucleotides long. RefSeq lists its product as uncharacterized. The coding region runs from base 53 to 475 and encodes 140 amino acids. The transcript has 2 exons. The record is from RefSeq and is a predicted model, not a curated record. NCBI's taxonomy places the organism in Eukaryota, Metazoa, Mollusca, Bivalvia, Mytilida, Mytilidae.
AGACAUUCCUUGGGCCAACUGCAUUGGAUUCUCAUCUGACAACUGCAAUGUGAUGAUAGGCAAGAACAACAGUGUCCUGACCCGUAUUCAGCAGAUGUCACCAAGUGUGUUCAACGUAGGGUGUGUUUGCCACUUAGCCAACCUCUGUGCACAGAAGGCCAUCAAGACCCUGCCAUUGCCAGUUGACGACUUCUUAGUGGACAUCUACUACCAUUUCCAUCAUAGUUCGACCAGACGAGAGAAUUACAAGCAGUUCCAAGAGUUCACAGAGACUGACCCAAUGAAGAUCAUCAAGCACUGCAGUACCAGGUGGUUGUCUUUAGAGAGGUGUGUUCAGCGUACCCUACAGCAGUGGCCAGCUUUGAAGAGUUACUUUCAGAGCCAUGCAGAAUGUGAGAAGCCAGGUCGUAUCAACAGAUGUAUGCAGCACUUCACCAGUGACCAGACGUGGCUGUACUUUCCCAAGUCAAAGUGA